UUUAUUAUAAUUUAAAAAAAAAAAUCUUAUUAAACUUUGUUUUGAUUUUAAUUGUAUUAACAUUUGUUGCGUUUUAAAUAAUGUCGAGUGAACAAAAUACAGGUCAAGUUAUACCAACUUGGAUUAAAGCAUCAUUAUUUGAACCAGUUUUUAAAGAAAUUUGUAGUAAUUUUCAACAAAUUAAAGAUUUUCAAGCCAAACCUGCCCUAAGUGUUGGUGAGAAUUAUGCCAGUGUAAUGCUGCGAUUGGAAGCGGAAAUUGAAUUAAAAGAUGGCUCCUGCAAAUUUAUAACAUUGAUGUUAAAAACAGACCACGAUAAUGAAUUGGUUAAAGAGACGAUGAAAAAUAGAAAUUUAUUUGAAGCCGAACAAUAUAUGUAUCGAGAAGUAGUGCCAGAAUUUGAACAAAUGUAUAUGGAUGCUGGUGUCGAGAUACAAUUUGCACCCAAAUCCUACGAAAUAGCCACUGAACAUUCGUAUAUACUUUUAGAAGAUCUGAAACCUAAAGGUUAUACAAAUGUCAACCGUUUGGAAGGUUUCGAUAUACAACAUACGCAAGAGGUGCUAAAAUUAUUGGCACAGUGGCAUGCCGCUUCAGCUGUACUUAUUGCAGGAAAUAGAAAAUACAAGACGAUAUUGUUUAAAAAUUUCUUUCACGAGGAAAAUCGUGAACUAAUGCAUAACAUAUUUGACAAGAUGACAGAGACCUUUCUAGACUGUGCCAAAUCUUAUGAUGGCAAUGAAUUGUAUUUUGAACGAUUAUGUCAACACAAAGAUGCUAUAGCAGAUGAAAUGUUUGAGGCUAAUAAACUGGAUGAAAAUGAAUUUAAUGUUGUGAAUCAUGGAGAUUGUUGGUCAAAUAAUAUCAUGUUCAAACAUGAUGAAUUGGGUAAUAUUGUUGACACCUUUUUAGUGGACUAUCAAGUGCCACAUAUUGGUACACCUGCCCAGGAUUUAUAUUAUUUGCUGUUAUCCUCAACACGAUAUGAAUUAAAAAUAGAAAAAUUCGAUUAUUUUAUCAAAUAUUAUCAUGAUUGUUUGAUAGAAAAUUUAACAUUGUUAAAGUAUUCCCAAAAGUUGCCCACAUUAAAGGAUCUACAUAUUACAUUGCAUAAAUAUAAUGCAUGGGCAUAUAAUGUCGGCAUUGGUAUUAUGGCAGCAGUACUUCUAGAUCCCAGUGAAAAUGCGAAGAUCGAUAAUUACUUAAGUGAUUCGGAUGAAGCUGUUCAAUUUAAAAUUCAAUUGUAUUCAAAUCCUCGUUAUCGCAAACACAUGGAAAUGGUUUUACCUUGGUUAUGUUAUCGUGGAGUUUUUUAA
This is a messenger RNA of Calliphora vicina (urban bluebottle blowfly), 1316 nucleotides long. RefSeq lists its product as uncharacterized. The transcript has 3 exons. The record is from RefSeq and is a predicted model, not a curated record. The coding region runs from base 81 to 1316 and encodes 411 amino acids. NCBI's taxonomy places the organism in Eukaryota, Metazoa, Arthropoda, Insecta, Diptera, Calliphoridae.